AUGGCAGACAAUAUUGUCACUGACUGGCUUCGAUCACUGUAUUUAGUGCACUACACACAAGCUUUCCUUGACAAUGGCUAUGAUGACCUAGAGAUAUGCAAACAAAUAGGCGAACCAGACCUGGAUGCCAUCGGGGUCCACAAACCCGAACAUCGCUAUCGAAUACUGGAAGCUGUGCGUAUCCUCCGUGAACAAGGGGGUACAGCUGUUUAUUUUACUUUAGAAAAUCCGGAAGGACCAUGUCCUAACAAUGUCUUGGACGGAGUCGGACUGAUCGGCGGAGACGGUGGGGUAGGCUGUGUGAAUUCGGACAUUUACCAUCAUACCGCAGGUCUUGGGGGUGUUGGAGCAACUGACCGGACAGUGGGUGAAACCCCGGUUCCGGACACGGUCCACUGCCCCCGUCGACUGACCGAUGACUACGAGGAAGGAAAGUCGGCUUUGCUUACCUAUCCUAAAAUUCAACUAAAGCAUAUCAUACGAGAUAAGCUGGUCCGAGAUGAUAUCGAUCUAUCUGGUCCGCCUUAUACAACUCCGCCAGUAGCAGAAGCUAGCGUUCCUCUCUUUCUCUUCUCCCUCUCCAUCACAGAUGGAAAAAUGAAUAAUGCGUACAAGACCAUUUCUUUACCUCUUUUCGCUUCGUUAUUUUCCUUUUGCUGGUUUCAGUCAAUUUAUCUCCUUUCGCUGGUUUCUCUCCGUCUCUCUCACUCCUUUUUUUUCCUUUCCGUCUCUCUCCUCCUUUCUCGUUUCUCUCCAUCUUCUCUCCCCUUUCUCCUCUCCGUCUCUCUCACUCCUUUCGCUCGUUUCUCUCCGUCUCUCUCACUCCUUUCGCUCGUUUCUCUCCGUCUCUCCUCUCUCUCUCUCCUCCUUUCGCUCCUCUCUCUUCGCUCGUUUCUCUCCGUCUCUCUCACUCCUUUCGCUCGUUUCUCUCCGUCUCUCUCACUCCUUUCGCUCGUUUCUCUCCGUCUCUCUCACUCCUUUCGCUCGUUUCUCUCCGUCUCUCUCACUCCUUUCGCUCAUUUCUCUCCCAUCUCUCCGUCUUUCUCUCCGUCUCUCUUUUUCGCUCAUUUCUCUCUCUCUCUCCCUUUUCGCUCAUUUCUCUCCAUCUCUCUCCUUUUCGCUCAUUUCUCUCCAUUCUCUCCUCCCUUUCUCAUUUCUCUCUCUCUCUCCUCCCUUUCGCUCAUUUCUCUCCGUCUCUCUUUUCGCUCAUUUCUCUCCGUCUCUCUCUCCUUUCAUCAUUUCUCUCCAUCUCUCUUUCCUUUCUCAUUUCUCUCCAUCUCUCUCUCCCUUUCCUUCUCCAUCUCUCUCUCUUUUUUUCCAUCUCUCUCUCCCUCCAUUUCUCUCCGUCUCUCUCCUCCUUUCGCUCUUUUUUUCUCUCCUCCCUUUCGCUCAUUUCUCUCUCUCUCCCUUUUUCGCUCAUUCUCUUUUUCCUCCUUUUCUCUUUCUCUCUCUCUCCUUUUCGCUCUUUUCUCUCUCUCCCUUUGGCUCUCCAUUCUCUCUCUCUUUCUCCUUCUCUCUCCUUUUCGCUCUUUCUCUCUCUCUCCUUUUCGGCUCUUUUUUUUUCUCUCUCUCUCUCUCUCCUCCUCUUGGCUCUUUUUUUUCUCUCUCUCUCUCCCUUUGGCUCUUUUUCUCUCUCUCUCUCUCUCCUUUUUCUCUUUUCUCUUUUUUCUCUCUCUCUCUCUCCUUUGGCUCUUUUUUUCUCUCUCUCUCUCUCCUUUGGCUCUUUUUCUCUCUCUCUCUCUCUCCUUUUUUUCUCUCUCUCUCUCCUUUGGCUCUUUUUCUCUCUCUCUCCUUUGGCUCUUUUUCUCUCUCUCUCCUUUGGCUCUUUUUCUCUCUCUCUCCUUUGGCUCUUUUUCUCUCUCUCUCUCUCUCUCCUUUGGCUCUUUUUUCUCUCUCUCUCUCUCCUUUGGCUCUUUUUUCUCUCUCUCUCUCUCCUUUGGCUCUUUUUCUCUCUCUCUCUCUCUCUUUUGGCUCUUUUUUUUUCUCUCUCUCUCUCCUUUGGCUCUUUUUUUUUCUCUCUCUCUCUCCUUUGGCUCUUUUUUUUUUCUCUCUCUCUCUUUGGCUCUUUUUAUUUCUCUCUCUCCUUUGGCUCUUUUUAUUUCUCUCUCUCUCCUUUGGCUCUUUUUUUAUUUCUCUCUCUCUCCUUUGGCUCUUUUUUUAUUUCUCUCUCUCUCCUUUGGCUCUUUUUUUUCUUUCUCUCUCUCUCUUUUUUAUUUCUCUCUCUUCUCCUUUGGCUCUUUUUUUUAUUUCUCUCUCUCUCCUUUGGCUCUUUUUUAUUUCUCUCUCUCUCUCUCCUUUUGGCUCUUUUUAUUUUUCUCUCUCUCUCUCUCCUUUGGCUCUUUUUUAUUUCUCUCUCUCUCUCUCUCUCCUUUGGCUCGUUUUUUUUUCUCUCUCCUUCUCUCUCUCCUUUGGCUCUUUUUUAUUUCUCUCUCUCUCUCCUUUGGCUCUUUUUUAUUUCUCUCUCUCUCCUUUUUGGCUCUUUUUCUCUCUCUCUCUCUCCUUUGGCUCUUUUCUCUCUCUCUCUCUCUCCUUUGGCCUCUCUCUCUCUCUCCUUUGGCUCUUUUCUCUCUCUCUCUCUCUCCUUUGGCUCUUUUCUCUCUUUCUCUCUCUCCUUUGGCUUUUUCUCUCUCUCUCUCUCCUUUGGCUCUUUUCUCUCUCUCUCCUUUGGCUUUUCUCUUCUCUCUCUCUCCUUUGGCUCUUUUCUCUCUCUCUCUCUUUUUGGCUCUUUUCUCUCUCUCUCUCAUUUUGGCUCUUUUCUCUCUCUCUCUCAUUUGGCUCUUUUUCUCUCUUUUUCUCUCUCUCAUUUGGCUCUUUCUCUCUCUUUUUCUCUCUCUCAUUUGGCUCUUUUUUUCUCUCUCUCUCCUUUAUCUCCCUUUCUCUUUCUUAUCCUCUCUCUCUCUUUCCGUCCUUUUCUAUCCUCUCUUUCUGUCUUUCCGUCUUUUCUAUCCUCUCUUUCUGUCUUUCCGUCCUUUUCUAUCCUCUCUCUCUCUCUCUCUCUACCUAAUUACGAAGCUUCUCCUCCACCCUCUUUCUUGCUCGUUUCGUCAUCUAAACUUCCAAAUCGUUUUAUCUACCUUUCGAUCGUACGAAGCUAUCUUUCGCCGCUGUUGUCGUGUCUGCUAUCGUUUUCUUGACUGUCUUUUCUCGCUAUUUCUCGUUUGUUCACGUUCACAUUUGAUGAUGCUUGUGUUUUAUACGUUCAAUCGAUCUGUGGGCGUCGCAGUGUCUGUGUCAGUGUUUACAUUUCUCUCUUUGAUUUCGCUCUUUUUCUUGUCUUUUUUCAUUUUUUUUCUUUCUUUCUUGUUUUCCUUUCUCUUCUUCAUCAUUUUCUUCCAUUCUUUGUUCUUCCUUUUUCUUUCUUUCCAUUUUUCUUCUUUUUCCUUGACUUUAAAAUAA
This is a messenger RNA of Acanthosepion pharaonis, 3396 nucleotides long. The record is from the annotation of a GenBank genome assembly. Lineage: Eukaryota; Metazoa; Mollusca; Cephalopoda; Sepiida; Sepiidae.